GAUUUUUGUCAUGCAGUUCACUGUGUGUCCGCUGUCUCUGCCUCCAGGACCUCGUCUCCGCCUCCUCUGGACUGGCCUCUGCCCAGCCAGUUUGACCAGUGUGAGCUGAAGGUGGAGGUGCAGCCCAAAGCCUACCACAGGGCGCAUUAUGAGACGGAGGGCAGCAGAGGGUCCAUAAAGGCAGCUGCCACGGGACAUCCUGUCAUCAAAUUGAUCGGAUACAGCGAGCAGCCGCUCAGCCUGCUGCUGUUCAUCGGCACCGCGGACGACCGCUACCUUCGCCCUCAUUCCUUCUACCAGGUGCACCGCGUGACGGGGAAGACGGUUACCACAUCCUGCCAGGAGAAAAUGAUGGGUGGCACAAAACUCCUGGAGAUCCCUCUUCUUCCAGAAAACAACAUGUCGGCCAG
Molecule: messenger RNA, 410 nt
Organism: Plectropomus leopardus (leopard coralgrouper)
Lineage: Eukaryota; Metazoa; Chordata; Actinopteri; Perciformes; Serranidae
Source: RefSeq, a predicted model, not a curated record